Metarhizium acridum CQMa 102 is the source of this 4782-nucleotide messenger RNA. RefSeq names its product putative PKS/NRPS-like protein biosynthetic cluster. Gene Ontology annotation, cellular component: fatty acid synthase complex. Lineage: Eukaryota; Fungi; Ascomycota; Sordariomycetes; Hypocreales; Clavicipitaceae. Gene Ontology annotation, molecular function: fatty acid synthase activity; 3-oxoacyl-[acyl-carrier-protein] synthase activity; 3-oxoacyl-[acyl-carrier-protein] reductase (NADPH) activity. Gene Ontology annotation, biological process: long-chain fatty acid biosynthetic process. The record is from RefSeq and is a predicted model, not a curated record.
AUGAUGAGACGGACAUGGGAUCAAGACUUUGUUGGUCCUGACAAGUCUCAAGGCCUUACUCGCCAGUUUCUAGCACCAAAAGAGAGCCUACAUGACAUAUACUACCAGACGAAUGCUUCGGAAGAGGCAAGCGAAGUGGCUGAUAUACCCGAAGCCUCGCCUCAUCCCAGGGCUACUGAAGUCACAAAGCUUUCGAAAACAGCUGUUCCUCAUGCCGGAUCAAAGCCACACGAGACAAGGUCUUCUGCAGAGCCGAAGCAGAUAUUACCAGAUGCCCGUACGCCCCCGUCUACUAUACUGCCCAUCAUGGUUGCCUUGAAGCUUAAAAAGGACUUGGAGAGCCUGCAAACACACAAAACAAUAACAGAAAUAACCGAGGGACGAUCUGCCCUCGCAAAUGAAAUUGUUGGAGAUUUGCAAGCAGAGUUCGGAUACGGUGUACCCCAGCCAGAAAACAUUCCGUUAGAUCAACUAUGUCAAAUGCUAAACACCACCCACAGCGGGCUUUUGGGCAAGCCAUCAUCCUCCCUCAUAUUCAAGUUUCUAUCCUCGAAACUUCCAAGCAGCUACAGCCAAGCCUCGGUGCGUCGAUACCUUAAAGAAAGAUGGGAUCUGGGCCCUAUGAGACAAGAUGCGCUACUCCUACUUGCUGCAUCGAAGCAACCAGCCUCAAGAUUCACCAAUGCGAGUGAGACGGAAGGAUUUCUUUCAGAGGUUGCCAGAGAUUACUACCGACAUGAAGGUCUGAUAUUGCCUCAACCCAGUGCCCGCAACGGUUCCUGUCGAGUCGAUGACGUUUUCGUGAAUGCCAGCGCGAUGCAAGGUGCCAACGAAAGCACUGUGUCACUAAUGAGCAGUAUUUCAAGUGUAAUCAACAGCUAUAUCAGCGCAAACUCUGCAGAAAAAAUGCCCAAAGAGAGUCAGAAAGUCAAUGGGGAAGCGGCAGCCAUCGAGUCUUUGUCACUGUGGCAUUCCGAGCACGGUGACGAUUACGCCGAGGGCAUCCGGCCAAAGUUCGACAUCAAGAAACUGCGGGUGUAUGAUUCAUACUGGAACUGGAAUGCUCAAGCCAUGGAGAAAUUCUGUAACCUCUGGAAAGAGGGUAGUGCGAAGCAUGAGGCCGCCUUGGGAGAGCUCGCUGCCAGCAUCACAAAUCGAUCUUGCAGCCGCUCAUUAGCCCAUCUCAGGUACCUGCAAAAGCGGACAGAAAAGGACGCUCCUCUUGAAAAAGGCCUGAUAAACGGCCUGAGUCUGCUUUACAAGUCUUGCCUCCUGUCCAAAGAAAAAGACCCCGUUUACCUGUACAGUGCUCCAGACAUGGGUCCCCUGACGUUGAUGGAUGCAUCGGGAAAUACAACUGCAUCCGAGAUACCUCGGGGUGAUGAUUACAUGUGCUCGGCAAUCAAGGCAGUGACGAAUCAUGAGGAAAUACCGCUCGGCGUCAACUUCCCCGUGAGCAGGUUCCAGGACGGUGCGGCCUCAUUUUCCUCCGACCUGAGUCUGGCGUACGCCAAGGAUCAGAGAACUGCAAGACGGAAGGGUUUCACUUUUGCCGGGAGGAAUAUCUUGGUGACUGGUGCCGGGAAGAACUCGAUUGGUAUACACAUCGUUGGUGGUCUUCUCAGCGGUGGAGCAAGAGUUACCGUCACGACGAGCAGCUACUCAUCGGAGACGACGCGGAUGUAUCAAAAACUCUACAUGAAGCAUGGUUCCAAAGGUUCAGUGUUGCGAGUUGUCCCUUUCAACCAAGGAAGCUAUAACGACAUCCAGAACCUGGUGCAAUGGAUCCAGGAUGAUGACGCGUGGGAUCUCGACUUUGUUAUUCCCUUUGCAGCCCUCAAAGAAAAUGGGAGAAGUCUCCUAAGUCUGGAUUCGAGAUCAGAAAUAUCCCAUCGGGUCAUGCUCACAAAUCUACUCCGCAUGCUGGGCUUCAUUGCGAAAAGUAAGCAGUCCAAAGGCACCCUCAACAGACCAGCCACCGUCAUACUACCUCUAUCUCCUAAUAACGGCCUAUUUGGAAGCGAUGGGUUGUACGCUGAAUCCAAAAAGUCGUUGGAGCCGCUACUGUCAAAGUGGUAUUCCGAGUCUUGGGCAGAGUACAUUUCGGUCCUCGGGGUUGUCAUCGGCUGGACACGCGGCACAGGUUUGAUGGAUGACAAUGACACCAUAGCCGAGCUCGUGGAAGCCAUGGCAGUGAGGACAUUUAGCGUCCGUGAGAUGGCGGAUAAUAUCAUAACGCUGAUGGGCGGAUCCAUCAAUGCCGAGUGUCAUUCGGGGCCGUUGGUCGCAGACCUGGGCGGCGGAUUGUGCAGAAUCAAAGGUCUUCCGGAGAAGCUGAAAAGUAUUCGAAGUAGUUUGCGUACCGAAUCAGAAGUGCGAAAAGCGAUAGAGGUAGAAAAGGCUCGGGACAACACCAUUAUCACAGGCAUCAACUCGGGUAUUACGAAGCACGGUCCGCCCAACAACUUGUCCAUACUGGCCAAUGUGCAACUCACACGCCCCAGCUUGCCGGAUUAUGAAGCAUGUAUUGCACCCUUGGCAACAUCACUCGAAGGUAUGGUCGAUCUCAGUCGCGUCACCGUCAUAACAGGCUUCUCAGAGCUGGGGCCUCAUGGCAAUAGCCAGACACGUUGGGACAUGGAGGCAAACGGCUUCUUGUCGCUAGAAGGCUCCGUUGAAAUGGCCUGGAUGAUGGGUCUGAUCAAGCAUCGUUCUGGCAUUAGACCAGACGGUACACACUUUGUUGGCUGGAUGGAUGCUGAGACAUCCGAGCCAGUCAAUGACCUUGAUGUUUACACCCGCUACAUGGCAACUAUGCUUCAGCACACAGGUCUGCGGCAGAUUGAGCCAUCGAUUUGUGACAACAAUUACGACCCCAAACACAAGGAAAAGAUGCAUGAGGUUAUCCUUCAACACGAUCUCAUGCCCUUUGAAGCGACACCUGAAAUUGCCGAAGAGAUGCUACGAAAACACGGUGAUAAAGCCUCCGUGACCAGAGACACGGCCGGGACUUACCAUGUACAGCUAAAAGCCGGGGCAGCAGUCAUGGUACCACGGUCAUCUUGUUUCAAUCGGACUGUGGCCGGUCAAAUACCGACCGGCUGGUCGGCUAGGAGAUAUGGUAUUAAAGAUGAUAUUAUUGAGCAAGUCGACCCAGUGACGCUUUUUUCACUCGCCUGCACCGUUGAAGCGCUACUCAGUUCUGGCAUCAUCGAUCCAUACGAGUGGUACCAGAAUAUUCACGUCUCUGAGCUGGCUAUCUGCAUAGGAUCAAGUAUGGGCGGCUUGUCAUCAUGGAGACAGAUGCACCGUGACCGCUUCCUAGAUAAACCGGUGAAGCCUGACGUCCUUCAAGAGACAUUCGUAAACACAAUAGGGGCGUGGAUCAACAUGCUUCUGCUGUCUUCAUCGGGGCCUAUAAAAACUCCUGUCGGGGCGUGUGCCACGUCCCUAGAGUCCCUCGAUACUGGGCACGACCUCAUUGUCUCCGGUAAAGCCAAGGUCGUCCUAGUAGGUGGAGUUGAGGACUUUGUGGAGGAUCUCUCUUUUGAAUUCGGCUCUAUGAAUGCUACAUGUAACACGGAUGCCGAGACUGCAGCAGGAAGAGAGCCUCACGAAAUGUCCCGGCCAACGACAUCAACUAGGAGUGGCUUUGUUGAAGCUCAAGGCUGCGGUGUCCAGAUUUUGACAUCGGCAGAAUUGGCAAUCGAUAUGGGGUUGCCAAUAUUCGGUAUUGUCGCAUACACAGGCUUGUCAGCGGACAAGUCUGGGCGCUCAGUUCCAGCACCUGGAAUAGGAGUCAUUAGCAAUGCCCGAGAGUCAGCCGCCCCAGGCAUGUCCAAGCUGAGAGCAGACGCGAUAUCCUGGCCAAUAUGGAAUCUAAAUCAUCGACGUAAGAUGCUGUUGCGAAGAAGAGAGCAGAUUGCCGAAUAUGUCCAAGAUAGCUUAGACCAACUUCAAAGCCAAGUUGAUCAGCUGAGAGAGUCAGACUUGGAUCUUCUGCAAGAAGACUUGGACGAGUACUGGCAGAGCCAGGCCGCUUCCAUCAAGGAAGAAGCUCGACGCCAGGAAAAGGAAGCUGCCUUUGGUUUAGGUAAUAACUUUUGGAGAAGUGACGUGAAACAGCAUACAUCGCCGAUCCGAGGAUCAUUGGCAACGUGGGGUUUGGGUAUUGAUGACAUAUCAGUCGCGUCUCUUCAUGGGACUUCUACAGUCCAGAACGAUACGAAUGAGGCAUUUGUAAUCCAAGAACAGAUGCGCCACUUGGGUCGCCAGGAAGGCAAUCUCCUGCCGUGUAUAUGCCAGAAGUGGCUCACUGGACACUCAAAGGGAGCCGCGGGAGCCUGGAUGAUUAACGGCUGUCUCCAAAUGAUGAAUUCGGGACUGAUACCCGGCAAUAGGAAUGCCGAUAAUGUGGAUGAGAAUUUGAGACGGAACCGAUACUUGUGGUUCCCCAACGAAACACUGUCAAAUGGCGGUCAAAAGGGUCUAAAGGCAUGCUCCGUCACGUCUUUUGGAUUCGGCCAGAAGGGAUCUCAGGCAAUUCUAGUUCAUCCUCGCUAUUUGUAUGCCACGAUUUCUAAAUCGAGAUAUGAAGAGUAUAAUCAAAAGGUAGAGAGGAGGCUGCAGCGUUCAUCCCAGGCUUUUGUUGAUGGAAUGAUGAGAGAAGACUUGGUGUCAUCACGGAUGAAAACAGCACCGCCUUACGAGCUCAAGGACGAAGUGUCUGCCUUACUUGACCCAGAUGCACGCUUUGUGUCAAAUGGCUGUAUACAUGAUUAA